AUGGCGCCCUUCAUGGGGCCUCCCCAGGGGGUUGACAGCCCUGAAAGCCUGGCACCAGAUCAGAUCCCGAACCCCAUCUACCGAGUCAAUGGAGAGUCUUUGCCAGACAAGGAAUCGCCACUCACUAUUCAAGAAUGGUGUGCUACCCAAACCAUUGGGAAGGCUCUGCAACGCCUUGUAGCCCUCGUGGAGACAGAACGCGCCGCCAACGAGCACACUUGUGCCUGGAUUACCCUUGCCAGCCCAGACCAAUUACUAUCACAAUGGGACGAACUCCAGUCCAAAGUCCGCGACUCUGAGCUUUUGCCUCUAUAUGGCGUCCCCUUUGCUGUCAAAGACAACAUCGACGUUGUUGAUUUUCCGACCACCGGAGCAUGUCCAGCCUUCUCAACCCAACCCGCCACCCAUGAUGCCCCCGUGGUUGCCAGGCUUAAGGCUGCGGGAGCCAUCGUCAUCGGCAAGACAAACCUGGACCAGUUUGCAACCGGCUUGGUGGGCACUCGGUCGCCACACGGGGCCGUGCCAAACAGUUUUGACCCUGCCCGUGUAAGCGGCGGCUCCAGCUCCGGCAGCGGGGUCGUCGUCGCCUGCGGCGUAGUGCCUUUCUCUCUCGGCACUGACACGGCAGGAUCCGGUCGAGUGCCUGCGGGCUUCAACAACGUCGUUGGAUUGAAGCCCACCCGGGGGGCCCUCAGCGCCAGGGGUGUUCUUCCAGCGUGCCGGACCCUCGAUUGCGUCUCCAUCUUCGCUCUCACUAUCGAGGAUGCAGAGACGGUACUCUCCAUAGCCGAAGGGUACGAUUUCAAGGAUGCAUAUUCGCGGGCGCGACCUUCCUAUGACGUUCCUACACCGGUACCUGCAUUCGGCAUGCAAUGGUCCCAGAACAAGGUCCCGUCGCUGGCCAUCUGCAUGCAGCCUGACUGGCAUGGCCGGAAGGACCACUGCCCUGCAUACGACGCAGCACUUGACAAGGCCCAGAAGCUAGGCUGGAAGCUUACUCCUGUAGACUUUUCUGACCUUUUCCGUCUCGCAAAGCUCUUGUACGAAGGACCUUGGGUCGCCGAGCGCUACGCCGCCAUUCGCGACUUCAUCGAGCGUUCCCCAGAGGAAAUGGACCCGGUUGUUCGCGGCAUUGUGUCCAAGGCUGGCAACUUCACUGCCGCAGACGCCUUUGCAUGCGAAUACAAACGCCAGGAACUGACUCGAGAAAUCGAGGCAACAUUUCAGUCUUUCGAUGCCAUCUUGGUUCCCACCACGCCGACAUUCCCAACCCUUGAACAGCUCAAGGCCGAGCCCGUGUUGGAGAACUCGCUCUUGGGAACCUACACCAACUUUGUCAACUUUCUCGACUGGAGUGCGAUUGCCAUCCCCGCCGGCUUCAGGUCGGACGGCCUUCCCUUUGGAAUUACUCUGAUAUCCAGCGCUUGGCAAGAGCCCCAGCUUUUGCGAUUAUCGCAGCAUUUUUUGUCGGCCACUCCGCGGCGUCUUGGAGCCACCAAGGCUCAUCGCGCAGCCGACAGCAUACCCGCAAGAAUGCAUGGCAAUCCCUGGACACCGAUUGCCGUUGUCGGCGCGCACCUCACGGGGUUUCCGCUGAACAAAGAUUUGACUACACGAGGUGCCGAGUUCGAGUGCGCAACCACCACGUCCAAGAUGUACAAGCUGUACGAGCUUCCGUCCGCCUCUGGCGUCAAGAAACCAGGCCUUGAGAGGGUCACAGAUGCAGGCCAGGGCCAACAUAUCGCGGUCGAAGUGUGGAGGAUGCCCCAGCCCACCGUCGCGAGCUUCCUGGCUACCAUCCCGUCGCCCCUCGCUAUCGGAUCCGUCGAGCUGCAGGACGGUCGCUGGGUUCGUGGGUUCGUCUGUGAGCCAUGGGGCUUGCUAGGGGCAAAGGAUAUAACCGACUUUGGUGGCUGGAGGGCAUACAUGAAGCAUCACACGCUUUGCAAUGGGAUCUGCAAGAACGGAUCAGGGCCCUGUCGGCCGACAUCCCCAAAGGCCAUCGCGAAAGUUCUCAUUGCCAACAGGGGCGAGAUCGCUGCUCGAAUCAUCAAGUCGCUGCACAAACUCAACAUUGAAGCUAUCUCAAUCUAUUCGGAUGCCGACGCCUCGUCUCCACAUGUCCGCAACGCCGAUGUGUCGUUGCGCCUUGAGGGCACCUCGGUCGCUGAAACUUAUCUCGACGCCAGGCAGGUUUUGCAGCUAGCAAAGUCGGCACAAGCCGACGCCAUCAUCCCCGGCUAUGGCUUUCUGUCUGAAAACUCUGACUUUGCAGCUGCAGUAGAGCAGGAAGGGAUGGUCUGGAUCGGGCCAACACCUAACCAAAUGUCCGACCUGGGGCUCAAGCAUCGCGCCAGGGACAUCGCCAAUAAGUCGGGUGUUCACGUGGUUCCCGGCAGCGCCGGGCUGUUGGUAUCCCUGGAAGAGGCUCGUCACGAAGCGGACAAGAUUGGGUUUCCGUUGAUGCUCAAGAGCACGGCUGGUGGCGGUGGAAUCGGACUGCGCCAAUGCAACGACCUCGACAGCUUCGACGACGCCUUCAAUGCGGUGCAGCGGCUUGCGUCAGCCAACUUUGGGGAUUCCGGAGUUUUUCUUGAGCGGUACAUCGAAAACGCUCGGCACAUAGAAGUUCAGAUCCUGGGCGAUGGCAAGGGCAAGGUUAUUGCCGCCGGCGAGCGUGAUUGCUCCCUGCAACGGAGACACCAGAAGAUCGUGGAAGAAAGUCCUCCAUUUGGUGUGCCUACACACGUCCGCGCAAAUAUGCGGGCAGCCGCAGUCCGGCUGGCAUCGUCGGUGCAGUAUCGCAACGUUGGCACAGUCGAAUUCAUCUACGACGUCGACUCAGAGGAGUUUUUCUUCCUCGAGGUCAACACACGCCUGCAAGUGGAGCAUCCCGUUACCGAGGCCGUUACGGGCCUUGACUUGGUCGAAUGCAUGGUAAACAUUGCCAACGACGACUGCCACGAACUGUUCAGUCGCGAUACCGAGGACAUUGCCAUCGAUGGUGCUUCCGUCGAAGUUCGACUGUACGCCGAAAAUCCUCUUCGGAAAUUCCAGCCUUGCUCCGGUGUAAUUAGCAAGCUGCGAUUCCCCUCAAGUCUCCGAGUUGAUACCUGGGUGGAAACAGGAACCGAAGUCUCAACGCGCUAUGACCCUCUCCUAGCCAAGCUCAUAGCCACUGGGCAUGACAGGGCGGAUUGCCUGCAGAAGCUGGCGGAUGGCCUCGCCCAGACAGAAAUUCUCGGGGUCCAGACUAACCUGGAGUAUCUCCGUCAGAUCGUGUCAUGGUCUCUGUUCCAAUCAGGGAACUGCACCACAAAGUCUCUGGACUCGUUUCAGUUCCACUCCCCCAACGUCGAGGUGGUACAGCCAGGAGCAAUGACAACAAUCCAAGACUUCCCGGGCAGAACCGGUUAUUGGAGCAUUGGCAUCCCGCCAUCCGGCCCGAUGGACCACCUGUCUUUCCGAGUCGCCAACCGCCUCGUCAACAAUAGUUCUGACGCCGCUGCCAUGGAAUGCACGCUUCAAGGACCGACGCUCAAGUUCCAUUGUGACACUGUCAUUGCCGUUACCGGUGGCGUAGCCGUCAUCACGCUUGACGGUGAACAGGUCCAGUCAAACCGAGCAAUCCCCAUUCGUGCAGGACAAACACUUGCCGUUGGAACAGUCGAUGUGGGCUACCGUAUCUACGUGGCGGUUGCUGGUGGCAUUGACGUGCCAAAGGUAAUGGGCAGUCGUGCCACAUUUGAGCUUGGAAACUUGGGUGGGAAAGACGGCGGAAAGCUCCAAGUCGGCGAUAUCAUCCCUCUAAGAAUGAUCUCCACCGCCCUUUCGAAAUUGGACGCUUCGCCGGUUGCCCCAGCCAUCCAAAUACCGGCACAGCCCGCGGCCUGCUGGACCCUUGGCGUUGUUCCUGGUCCCCACGGCGCCCCAGACUACUUCACUCAGGAGGGGCUCGCAGCGCUCUUUUCUGGAGAGUGGCGAGUACACCAUAAUAGCAACCGUCUUGGCGUCCGUCUGACCGGGCCACAGCCAGAGUGGGCGCGUCAGACCGGCGGGGAGGCCGGGCUGCACCCGUCAAACAUUCAUGACAGCCCCUACUCGAUUGGCAGCGUCAGCUUUACCGGCGACGAAGCCGUUGUCCUCGCUUGCGACGGCCCCAGCCUGGGUGGCUUUGUCGUAUUCUGUGUCGUGGCCUCCGCGGAGAUGUGGAAGCUGGGCCAAGUCCGUCCCGGAGACGUCAUUCGUCUCCGGGCCAUCACCACUGAGGCCGCCGCGAAGAUGGACGACGCACUGUCAAUUGCUAUUCAAGAGUUGAAAGAGUAUCCUCAGAUUGAGGACCUGUGUUCCGAGCUGGGGCAGAUUGACUACUCGUCCAGUGUCGUCGUCGGCAAACUAUGCCGCCCGGACGGAAGGGUCACUGCUCGUCAAGCCGGCGACCGAUCGAUGAUUGUCGAAUUUGGUGAACAAGAGAUUUUUGACUUGGCUCAAAGCUUCAGAAUCCACGCCCUGUGCGAGAGCCACGCCAAGAGCGCAAUUCCUGGCGUGGACGAGUUAACCCGCGGUGUGCGAUCCGUUCAUCUGAUAUAUCACGCCGGGCUAGCGCCACAAACCGUCUUUGAGCGGCUCUGCAAUCACAUAUCGUCUUAUGAAGUUCCUCGGAGAGUUCAGUCACGCACCUUGUGUCUGCCGCUCGCGUUUGACGAUUCGGUAAGCAAGGCCGCGGUGGAGCGAUACGCCGCAACGAUCCGAUCAGAGGCGCCUUGGCUACCUAGCAAUGUCGAUUUCGUCAAGCAACUCAAUGGCCUCGACGACAUUUCAAGCCUCAUGUAUGACGCAACGUUCCUUGUUCUCGGGCUCGGCGACGUUUUCCUUGGUUCUCCGUGCGCCGUACCACUCGAUCCGCGGCACCGCCUAUUUGGGACAAAGUACAACCCAUCUCGGUCGUUUACACCCCGGCGUUCGGUCGGCAUCGGGGGCCAGUACAUGUGCAUCUACGCGACUGACUCACCAGGCGGCUAUCAGCUAGUCGGCAGAACAGUGGACAUUUGGGACGCGCAAGCCAUUUCGACGGGGAAAGCUUCCCUGAGCUCUGCGUCUGACCCGUGGAUGUUUCGACCCUUUGAUCGCAUCAGGUUUUACCCAAUGUUAGAAUCGGAGCUCGACGCGAAACCCAUCUCGCAGCUUGUCACGGUCACCAAGGGGCAACUAGACCUAGACGAGUAUGAGUCCUGGAUAUCUUUGCACCAGGACGAGAUCGACGCGGUUGCCUCGAAACGCGCGGAAUCGAUUGCGAGCGCACCCUUCCUCGAGGAGCUGCGGCAGCCGUACAGACCAAAAGCCCUCACCAAUGGCCACAAAGAAGACGCCGCAUGCAACCUCUCGGUGAGCCCAAGCUUGCACAGGUUAAAGGCAAUGAUGCCAGGUCGCUGCUACAACUUUGUCGUCCGGGACGGCGCCGAGGUUCGCAAAGGAGAUGUGCUCAUGUGGAUUGAGUCGAGCAAAAUGGAAAUCGAGAUUCGUAGUUCAGCUAGUGGUCGAUGCGUUGGUAUUCCGGUCAAGGAGGGGAGUUUGGUAGAUGCCGGCGAGGUGCUGGAGCGCGUCGGAAAUGACCCCCGAGUAUUCGAAGCCACCAAAGUUAUCAAAAACCUCAUAUGCUGCUGA
This is a messenger RNA of Purpureocillium lilacinum, 5664 nucleotides long. RefSeq lists its product as uncharacterized. Gene Ontology annotation, molecular function: metal ion binding; ATP binding; methylcrotonoyl-CoA carboxylase activity. Lineage: Eukaryota; Fungi; Ascomycota; Sordariomycetes; Hypocreales; Ophiocordycipitaceae. Gene Ontology annotation, cellular component: mitochondrion. The record is from RefSeq and is a predicted model, not a curated record.